GAUCACUGGAUAGAAGCCGUCGGCGGGAUUAUACAACCAGCAUCAUUAUUUAGAAUAGAUAUAUGGCAGGGAGGUCAAGACAGACCGAUAGUUUACAAUGUGCUCAAGUUUAACAGUGAACCUCCACCCCAAGAUGUGUUUGAUGUCGGUCAAUGUUUUGUGGCAUCUCAAAAGUACAGACUUCUCGUAUAUUUUGCAGUGGUUAACAAUGGAAGUCUGGACACAGUGAGCUACAGUUAUUUAAAAGAGACGCUUCAUUCACGUCUUGUUACAGCAGCCUUUCUUCCGCCGUUACGUCUCUCAAAAUUAUCUAUUGAAUUCGUGGGGAUAAGUGACGUAUAUGUUGACGCCAUGUUGUUGGAGAACUCCCCUUUGACAAACCCUAGGAUUGUCCCGCCUCCGCGCCAACAACACACAAUGGAAGCCGCGUAUGAAUUCUUGAAGGGUCAGAUUGGCGGAAGGUUACGUAUAACACUCAGUAGUACCACACAUCAGAAAACUGUCAUACUUGAAAGUCGAGGUAUUUUAAAAAUCGACUACAGUCAAGAGUUUGCGGCUAUUACUACAACCUCUACGACAUCAACAACAGAGGCAACUCCGCCACUUCCGGACAUACCCACCACAGCGAAACCAUUGGUUCCAACAAAAUACAAUACACCGGACACAUUACCCACGCAAACACCGUGUACGUGCCCUACGCCGAAAUGUGCAACGCCGUCAAGUUCCCCAUGCCCAACAUUACCGUCCAGCACACAAACGCAAUGCCCAAAAAUAACAUGCCCUCCUUCAACAUGUCCCACGGUAAAUAAUCGUGGAUGUCCCAUUAAAACAUGCCCUACACCUCAACCAUGUGCAUCUUGUCCUACCCCUUCACCUUGUCCUAAACCAACAGUACCGUCAGCUUGUCCGACACCUGCUCCAAGCUUGUGCAUGAAUAAAACAUGCCCAGUGACUACUCCAUGUCCCAAAGUAACAUGUCCGAAAUUGACUUGCCCGAUACUGUCAUGCCCACCAACCAAACCUUGUAUAUCUGUUCCCUGCACUACGAACUGUCCCACUCCUCCAACAACAACUCCGUGUCCAAACAUUGAAGGACAUCUAGGUCAUCAGCAAAGUCAACAAAGUGAUAGUGACUCCGGAGUUAAAGGAGGUGCAGUUGCCGGAAUUGCGAUCGUGAUGGUGAUUGUCGGCAUUGUAAUAGGAUUUGCUGCAAUAAUAUUGUAUAAGAAAUUUAGAGUCGUCAGCCCUGAUAAAAGAAAUAUUAUAGACAGAUAUCUUGAUGACGAAGAAAGAUACUAAUAGUGGCGAAAGAGUUCGUGAUAUAAUAUAUAAUGUUAUAUAAGAAAUCAGACUUUUCAGAAACUUGAAACAUGAGUCAUUGUGUUUGCGUAUAUUGUGACGUGCAGAUCUGUGAUAUUGAUGUAAUUAUUUAUAUUGCCAAUCGGCAAUUUCCGUGAAAUUCCCUAAAAAGUGUUGUUUUAAUUUCCCGUUCUUUUUGUGUGUGUUGGCCGUGAACCUUGAUGCAUGCGUCAGGAAUAUUUGCUAAAGACAGAAUACUUUAAUCCGUGAGAUACUUGACCAGAAUCUGUCUAUAUUGUGACAAAUUUGGAGACUAAGUGUCAAUUUAAGUGUUAUUAACAAUGUAUGUCAAAAAGGUUAAUAUUUCAUCUCUAUGUAUUUCUUUCUCUAUGUAUAUAAAAAUUGUUUUGAACCGGAAACAUUUCAUUAUUAUCAUUUUCUUUGCCAUGUAAAGGACCAUGGUAUUAUUAAGUUUAAUGUUUGUUGUCUACAUUUCCAAUAAUAAAAGCGUUGAUUUUGAGAAUA
This is a messenger RNA of Ruditapes philippinarum (Manila clam), 1824 nucleotides long. RefSeq lists its product as uncharacterized. The transcript has 7 exons. The annotation marks the transcript as partial. The record is from RefSeq and is a predicted model, not a curated record. Lineage: Eukaryota; Metazoa; Mollusca; Bivalvia; Venerida; Veneridae.